Molecule: messenger RNA, 3290 nt
Organism: Drosophila eugracilis
Lineage: Eukaryota; Metazoa; Arthropoda; Insecta; Diptera; Drosophilidae
Exons: 2
Coding region: 1318-3129 (603 amino acids)
Biological process (GO): intracellular transport
Source: RefSeq, a predicted model, not a curated record
AAAGCUGGAUUUGGUAAAAACAAAGUCAUAAAUCAAAACCAAUUUGUGCUACAAUUUAACUGACAUUUCGCUGUCUCUCAGCUCUGAUCGGUUUUGCAAAUAGAUAAGUGUCAACAAAAUAUUUACAAGGAUGCCAAAAAAGGAGACAAAAAUCCUUCGAUUGACUGCCAACCAAAAAAAAAAAUCGAAUCACGGAAAUCAAAGCUUUGAGAACAUUGAGCUGAAAGUCAAUUUGGGGCACAUACAAACAUGCAAGUACAGGGAAAAUGAGAAAAUGGCGAAAAUUCAAGAGAGAAAUGGUGAAAACUUUGCUAGAACGAAUACGACUACGAGUACCAUACAAAAUUUAAUGGUCCGCAAAUUUUGAUUGUUUUACUUUGAGAAUGGAAGUUUCCUUCCUCCCUUAUUGUUUUCCAUUUUUUUUUUGUUCUUUUCCCAUUUUUUUUUUUUUUUUUGCAUUCGCUAUUUAUUUAUUUCGCCUAGCUUUGAAUUCGUUUUCCCGCAUUUUAUGCAUAUUUCAGAUUCAAAUAUUUUUCCUACGCAAUUUGCUUUGACUGGUCCCUCGCGUAUUUGUUUAGCUGCGGGCUCUCAUCUAUAUAUAUACACACAUACUUUCAGUUAGAACAUUUAGAAUAUAUUCUCUCAUCUCACCCAGAAAAUAAUGUCGAAACUGGGGUAUGUUUUGCUUUGCCCUUCAGGUGCUUUUGUUUUCAUUCUUUUCUCAUUUUUGUCCAUUGAAAAGCCAGCGGAAAGUUGUCGUCAAUGUAAUUUGAUUCCCACUCCAUGGCGGCCUGUUCCACAUGCCACACAGGGCUUCCUUUUCCCGUCUCUAUGAUUACGCAUACGCUCCGUUGGACAAAAAGCAAAUUGUAAUUAGACAACAGGGGCCGAAUGGCUCAUGCGUGCGGACAACAAUGAACGGAAGUUGUUCCCAGAAUCAGUUCUUGCUACAUCUUGCUGUUGUGUCCAACCGAAGGCAGCACACAACUGUCCUGGCUUUGAUACUAAUGAAAAGAUACAAUUGACAUAGAAAAAGGUUUCUGAGAACAGGACAGGAACUUUAUUAUCGUUUUCUUUUCAUAGGGUAUCUUUUCUUAUCAAAUACCAUUUACCUUCCUUAAAACAUAUACGUUGUAUGAGGUAAGUAAAUCUUAAAAGUUAUAACUACGAAUCAACAUCUUAGGAGCUCUGUUAAAGAGUCACAGAGUUCACGUCACAUUGAAUCAUCACUCAAAAAGCUGUAAGUCUUUCGUGUCUAAAAUCCCAGUAAAUUUGUAUUUAUUUUAUUUUCAUUCGGUAGAUUUUUCAGCUCAGACAAUGUUGCACGGACAAAUGGAUGGAUGCGAUGCAGAAGUGCUGAGUGACGAAACUGCAGCUGCAGCUGACAAAAUGCAAUCGGACCUGAAAAGCAAGUGUCCCGUGCUGCAUUCCCAGGCGACCGAAGUAAGUUCUACUUCGCCAGAUGUCCAAACUGGGGACUUUAUCAAGCAAUUAGAUGUUGCAAGUUCCCUGGCAACCGGUGGGUUUGAGUCUUUUAAGGUGGACUGCAGCCUACCAAGCUUACGGCUGAAUACUCUUUUGUCUCCUUUCAAAUUUAUCGAUCAAAUGCGUAAGCAGAGUGAGAUAAAGGACUUUUUAGACUUCCAGUGUGAUGCUGGUUUCUGUGGUUCAAAAACAGAGAUUUUGGAAAAGAGCAAAAUGACAAAGCCUUACUUUAUUCCUGAAUUGGAGAUGGCUUGUGCUGGUGCCCUAGCCGAAAAAGUAAAAGAGGUAAAUCCACCUGAGAUUGAAUGUCUGACUGUGCCAGAGAUGGAUCUUCCAGAAAUUCAAACCAUAAAGGAACCAACUUUAGCGGGAAUCAAAGAGGAACCCUUGCCUUUUAUUGAAGAAGCAAACUUCUCAAGGUUAGAAGAUCUAAAUUUGCCAGGGAUAGAAAAAAUACAGGAAUCUAAAACGGAAGUACCUAUGCCGCAAGAGAUCGAAAAACUAAGGGAAUCUAUAAACAAAAAUCAUAACUUCCAACCAAAAUUGAUCCUUCAAUCAAAAUCAUCUGGGAUUCUAGUUCCAAAAACUUUUCAGCUCGAUGAACUUAUUGCGCCGUUAGUAGAAAAAACCAAGGCAGUAACUAAAAUUGGUAUUAUUAGUUCCUUGGUAGGAAAUAAGUUAGCUUUGGCUCCAAAUAUCAGACUUUCAUUUGGUGAUAAAGCAAUGAGGGAGACUAACAUGAAAGGAGGGCAAUCCAAGGAGAUUAUUCAACAGGAAGCCUCUCGGGCCUUAAGGGCUCUCAUUUUUAGAUUAAAUGUGCUCAAAAAUAUUCAAGCAGCUGCAAAUUAUAAUUCUCAAAAGAGCAGAGCGUACCGAUUUGAAAAGAUCAAGAACUCAUUAACUUUUUCCAGAGUCUUUAGGCAGAAUAUUUUCCACCUUACUUCGGAUAAUGCUAACAGCAAAAAGAUAAUCGAAGAAAAUUCGCUAGGCUGCGGUGAACCCAUGAUUAGAAGUCCAAGGGAAUAUAAGAAACCGAUUCCUGUACAAUACCGACCGGAUGCCAGCGAAAGAUUGACUUGUAACGGCUUGAAUGUGAGCAAGGAUUCAGUUUUUAGCGAAGUUUCCGAAAGCGAUGACUCGGAAGUCGAGGAUAGGUUAUGCGUGACCCAAUCCUGUCGAGAUUUUUAUAGCUUGCAUAGAUCAACUGCCGAUCUGAAGGACAUUCUGAGUAGUGGAAGGAUAUUGUUCAGCCAGCACGUGAGGGUUUUCUGUUUCAACAAGUUGAAGGAGUGGAAACGGCAAGGUAAAGUACCAGGUCGCCAUGACAACCCUUACCGUUCUCCCUCCUUCUCAGGCGAGGGUCAAAUUGAAAUCUUGGAAUACCAAGGAUCGUUUUACAUUGUACUCCAUGACAGGGUCACCGGAGAACUGGUCAUCUACAUGCGGGUGAAUGAAAAAUGGCGCAUUGAUUACAUGACCAAGACUUCCUACAGCUGCCGAUGGACUAACAUCAAUUACGCCUCCUGCCGCGAAGGUAUCCUGGAGAGGAUUGCCUGCUCCUUCCGGGAACCUAGCCACGCUGCCGAAUUCGUAGCCCGGAUCCGGAACAGUGCCAUCCAAUCCCGUUUCGAAUUGUGUUCUUAAUUUGCAAUGAUUUCAUUUCCAGCGUUUUAGUUGAUUUCCCAGUAAAAUCUGCGUUUGGGGCCUAGUUGCAAGCUGACGAUAAAUUAUUGUGGAAUAUUUAAAUAUAUAUUUUGUAAAUAAUAUUGUUUAGGAAUUAAAAAUUGUAGAGAAAUAAUCUCAAG